AUGGCCAUCCCCGAGUCUCAGCUGUGUCUUGAUUUAGAAACUGGGUAUGCUGAGGUCAUCAUAUCAGUUGGGAAAGUAACUUUUGGUGAGCACCAAAGAAAAGAAAAGCUUCCAGAAGAAAAGCAAAGGAUAGUUAUAGGGGAAAUUGAAAAUGAAAUACCACCCGUGAAAGCCAAAAAGGGAGCUGUGAAAGGGAAGAAAAAGGGAGAUCAGCAGAAAAAGCUGGAAAAGGAACGGGAAAGUGAAGUGCUUAAACUCGCCCGGGCAGCCUGUGCUUUGCUCAACUCAGGUGGAGGUGUGAUACGGGCAUCAAUUGCAAACCAAGGCUUCUACUGCAUUGAAGAUGGACUUGGUCAGGACAUACAAGGGGCCUUUCAGGAAUGUAUUCAUUCAAAAGAAUUAUCUGAAUAUUUUGACUUUAUCCCGCAAGAUCAACACUUGAUGAUUUGGGUGAAGGCCUGGAGCAGCUCAAACUCCUCCAAGCCACGGAUUUGUAACGUGAAAACCGGCUUGUACCAGCGCAACGGGGAAUCUACUAUGAAACUGAAGGAUCUGACUUUUCUGAAAGAGAAGCUAGCUUAUGCCAAGUGUGCUCCUGAAGACAAGAUGAGUCCUAAGAGGCCCCGUCUUCAGGACAAUGUCAAAGGUUCAACAGGAGUUGCUGUAGAAAUGGCAGAUGGCAUCUGGAAGGCUGCUGUUCAGUUUUUUGAACGAGACUGCCUGAAGUAUGGCGAGAUCCUGGGCUUCGCUGAAUGGACAAUGGUGGAGUUUAAGGCUUUCCCAAAAGAAGAUAAUAGCUUAGAUUUUGUUCGAAAUAGGCUCCAGCGAUAUGCUUCUGCUUUUGCAAAUACCCAAGGGGGAUACUUAAUUUUUGGUGUGGACAAUCUUCAGAAAGUUGUUGGGUGUAAAAGAAAUAUAAAUCCAACCCAAGUGAAAGAGGUAGUUGCAACAACCAUUGAUUCUAUGCCCUGCUUCCAUUUAUCUGCCUCUAAGCCCAAAGUUGACUAUGAAUUUAAAGCCCAGGCUGUUCAUGAUGAACACGGAGAGGGACAUGGUUAUGUCUUCGUUGUGAAAAUCAAAUCGUUCCACGGCAUUGUCUUUUCGGAAGAGCCAGAUUCAUGGACGGUGGAGGCUGACCAUCUGAAGAGAUUUGAGAUUGCUGAAUGGGUUCAAAUGAUGACAGUGGUAGACCCAGAUCUUUCAAAGCUGGCUGAGCAAUUCACGAUGGAGCUGAGUCUGUCAGACGGGCCUCCGAUGAUCAAGCCAGUGUAUUCAGUGCAAGGUUUGGACAGCUUGGAUGUGCUGCGGAGGAAGCUUUUUCCAGAGUCCGACAGGGUGACUUUUAUUCCCCAACCUCUCUGUGAGAAGCUGUUCUCAGAGCACCCAGGGCUGAAGGCUUUGCUAGAAAGGGAAAUUCAGCCCUCGGCUCGAGGGACGCUGAUGUUUUCAAGAAGCUGGGCUGUGGAUAUUGGGUUGCCCAAGAACCGGGCCAUCGUGUGCGAUGCGCUUUUGAUGGCUGUCGGACACUAUCCCGUCCUUUAUACCAUAGUUGAGAAUCCCACCUCUGACGUGUGUGAGCAUUCAAGACGCACUGCCAGGCUGCUAAAGCAGAAGCUGGUGAAUGUUGGAGGAUAUGCUCAGAAGAUCUGUGUGGUUCCCAAGAUCUUGAAUCUGCAGAUUGCCAAUGCACAGAAUGCUGAAAACCAGGGACUGCAGUACCCCAGAGCCUAUGGGCUGCGGCAAGAACACCUGCCCAGGUUACAAAAGGCGCUCGUUACAGUCUUGCUUGGCUUCACCUCCUUUUUGAGUGACUUCAUCGGAGUGGAGUUUCUUAAUCUCUUGACCCUCGAACAAUAUGAAUACCUCUCCACGAAGCUUGAUGAGACCAGAGACCAUUUUAUAUAUGGCAUACCCGGAAGUGGCAAAACCGUGGUGGCCUUGAAGAUUAUUGAGAAAAUAAAGAAUGAGUUUGAUUGCCAACUCCAUGAAAUACUUUACAUUUGUGAAAACAAACCGCUGCGGGAUUUUGUCGGGCAGAAAGGGUACCACGCGGUGACAAGAGCUGUAUUCAUGAAGGACAAUUAUCCGAACAUCAAGCACAUUGUGGUCGAUGAAGCUCAGAAUUUCCGAGUGGAGCAUGGCCAGUGGUAUAAGAAAGCCUGUAACAUUGUCAGACGUGACCUUAACACUCCUGGGAUCUUCUGGAUUUUUUUGGACUACUUCCAAAUGAGUCAUCCUUUUAACAGUGGUCUCCCACUUCCCUCGCAACAGUAUCCGCAGGAGUGUCUGACUAAGGGAGUCCGGAAUGCCUCUGCCAUCUACGAAGUGGUGAGAUCAGAGAUGGAAAAAAUAGUCGAAGCAAAGCGGUUAAACAUCCCUUACCCACGGCUGGAAAAGUUGCUGGGCAGAGCAUGCUGUGGCAAUUCUGUGGUGGGCCGUUGCCGUUCCAAGCCCCAGAUGGAGGUGAGGGAGAUUGUGCGUUAUGUGGCCCGAGAAUGUCAGAUCUACCUGGACAAGGGCUACUCCAGGAGAGAUAUUGCAAUUCUGUGCAGCACGAAAGAAAAAGCUUCCUACUACCGACCGUUCUUGGUCGAGGAGAUGAGAAAACUCCGCCUGGAUGUUUGUUUCGUGCAAGCCAAUGAGCUCCUGAGAGAUGAGAUUGUCCUCGACAGCGCUCGUCGUUUUGCAGGCCUCGAGAGGACCAUCGUGUUCGGUAUCAACCCCGUCCCUACGCAGCAAGAGGUUUCGCACAACCUUUUGCUCUGCGUGGCCUCCAGAGCAAACCAGCAACUUCAUGUGCUGUACGAAAAGGAGGUUCUGUAG
This is a messenger RNA of Euleptes europaea (tarantolino), 2823 nucleotides long. RefSeq names its product schlafen family member 11-like. Lineage: Eukaryota; Metazoa; Chordata; Lepidosauria; Squamata; Sphaerodactylidae. The transcript has 4 exons. The coding region runs from base 1 to 2823 and encodes 940 amino acids. The record is from RefSeq and is a predicted model, not a curated record.